Labrus bergylta (ballan wrasse) is the source of this 2552-nucleotide messenger RNA. It is a transcript of the gene b3galt1b, whose product is annotated as UDP-Gal:betaGlcNAc beta 1,3-galactosyltransferase, polypeptide 1b. Lineage: Eukaryota; Metazoa; Chordata; Actinopteri; Labriformes; Labridae. The record is from RefSeq and is a predicted model, not a curated record. Gene Ontology annotation, cellular component: Golgi membrane. Gene Ontology annotation, molecular function: N-acetyl-beta-D-glucosaminide beta-(1,3)-galactosyltransferase activity.
CUGGAGCAAAGCAGCAGCAGCAGCGUAUCAUCAGGACCACAAGUCUGAGUGGGAUGGAGACACAGAGAGAGAGAUUUAAAUGGAGAAGCAGCGGUGUCACCAAGAUAAAUUGGACCUCCCUAUGAUUUUGAAGUGCUUUGCAUUGAAACGCAAACAGCACCACUUCUCACUAAAGUAAUCCAUAUCUGACAAUUUAAUGUCAAAGUGCCCGCUGGAGCAGCUUCAUGCUGCGUCGCUGGGUGGAGCAUGGCUGACAGAGAGAAAGCCUUAUAAGAUCCUGCUCAUCACACGACACCUACAUGCAGCAUAAUGCCUUCAAAAGUCUCAUGUUUGUACUUGUUGACAGUGGUGUGCUGGGCGAGUGCUCUGUGGUACUUGAGCAUAUCGCGCCCAAACCCCACCCACAUCUCAAUGCCCGUGCGUAAGACUGUGAAGCCCCCGAAAAACCUCACCUUCACCAACAUCCGCACUCGCUCCCUCAACCCGCACGCCUUCGAGUUCGUCAUCAGCGAGCCGAGGAAGUGCGAGAGCGUCACGCCCUUCCUCGUCAUCCUCAUCAGCACCACGCACAAGGAGUUCGACGCGCGGCAGGCCAUCAGGGAGACGUGGGGGGACGAGAGCACCUUCGCCGACAUCCGCAUCCUCACCGUCUUCCUGCUGGGCAAGAACACCGACCCCAUCCUCAACCAGAUGGUGGAGCAGGAGAGCCAGAUCUUUCACGACAUUGUGGUGGAGAACUUCAUCGACUCUUACCACAACCUCACCUUGAAGACCAUGAUGGGGAUGCGCUGGAUCGCCACUUUCUGCCCCAAGGCGCAGUACGUCAUGAAAACAGACAGCGACAUCUUCGUCAACAUGGACAACCUCAUCUUCAAGCUCCUGAAGCCGACCACCAAGCCCAAAAGGAGAUAUUUCACUGGCUAUGUUAUAAACGGGGGCCCCAUCAGGGACAUGCGCAGUAAAUGGUACAUGUCCAGGGACUUGUAUCCUGACAGCAGGUACCCGCCUUUCUGCUCGGGCACCGGCUACGUCUUCUCAGCAGAUGUGGCUGAGCUCAUCUAUAAGACUUCUUUACACACGAGACUGUUGCACCUGGAGGACGUGUACGUGGGGCUCUGUUUACGAAAGCUGGGUAUACACCCGUAUCAGAACAGCGGGUUCAAUCACUGGAAGAUGGCGUACAGUCUGUGCAGGUACAGGCGAGUCAUCACUGUGCACCAGAUCUCCCCGGAGGAGAUGCACCGCAUUUGGAACGACAUGUCAAGUAAGAAGCACCUGAGAUGUUAAGAGGACACGAGGACCUCUGAACAAAAAAAACUUUUAAACUCUUUUAUUUUUGCCUUUUCUCUACUUUCACAUGUGACCACACUUAGUAAUGUAAAACAUUGAGGGCUGCUGCAAGUCUCUAUUUCACAUUGUCUGUAUAAACAGAUGGACUACAUGUUUCAAACUCCUCUCAUUGUACAAAAUGAAGCCAAAAUUCAGUGCCAUAUUGUGCUGAUGAUGUUUUUUUUGGAGUUUGAGUCCGUGCAGUAAAGGUCGCUGCAGAUUUCACGACCCCCCCACUACCCAAAACAUGUUAAAUGUUACUUAGUGAUAGAGAUCAUUUAGGUCUUGAUAGUCUAGGGUGAAUCAUGACCCUACAUCCACUUUUUAUAGCAUCAUACAACAAAUUAAAACUAAAACUCAGAAAAAUUACACUUGUACAUCAAUGACAGAAAACAUGUUUGAGAAACUCUAAUUAGACGUGCAUUUUGUUUUGAUAGUUUGGCUCAUGACCCGUCUGUUAACAUUGAGGAGGCGGGACUUAUGACCUUUACUGCUGCCAGUCACCAGGGUGUGAGGUGUUUUUGGCUUCACUUUGAAGGAGCUGUCAUGCCGUCUAUCUUUUUAUACAGACUCUGCUAUCUCAUGACAGCUUUUUUCAUUGACUUCCAUGUAUGCCUAUCUCUGCUGAUUUACACCUCACGAUUGUUAAAGCCUGCAUGAGGCUUGUAAAGAGUUUAUUCUCGUGCAUAAUUCCCAAUGUGGUGUUGUUACUGAAAGUCACUUUUCUUCACGUACUCAAAUUCAAACUGAACAUUCUUUAAAAAGCAUCAAGUCCAUCAGUGUGAAACGUUAUGAUGUGUUGCCUAACAUGGAUUGACUGACCUUGGUUCAAGCCUGUACCCUGGAAACCUUCUGUCCUGUUAAAGUGUCCUUGAGGACUGCUGACUCAGCACCCUGAUCUUUCUGCAGGAGUGCAAGCCUAAAGGGAAUUUCUGCUGGACUCGAUAAGGUAUUAAAUCACUGUAAUACCUUUAAAUGGGUUUACAUUUAAAACGUGUAAAAACAAAUCCAAGAAGUGUUAGAACAAAGAUAACAUACAACAACAACAACAGACUUUGUGUGUAAAGAUAAAAUUCAAUCUAUGCUAAAGCUGCUAUUCCCUUAUUAUAUUCAUAACAAACAGCCAGAUGUAAAGCUGGAGAUGAGCUGCACGUCUCUAGAAUUAUAAUAAUAAUAAUCUUUAUUUAAAGAGCACUUCUCAAAAACAAGUUACAAAGUGCUUU